Messenger RNA from Danio rerio (zebrafish), 5033 nucleotides. Lineage: Eukaryota; Metazoa; Chordata; Actinopteri; Cypriniformes; Danionidae. The record is from RefSeq and is a predicted model, not a curated record.
UUUAAUAUCGCGAGAGUUCGCACACUGCUCACUACGUAAUGUGCCGUGCUGCUUAUGGCGGCGCUGGUGACAGUGCUGAAAGCUGUUGGGUAUGAAGUGAAACUGAAUUGAAUUUUGUACCAUCUGAAACCUACUUCAAGUUCAGAUCAUCGAUCGGUCAGAAGAAACGUCAAGGAAAAAGAAAACCUACUAACAUCUCUAAAACGACCCAACGGUACAACAACUUUGAAGAAGAGACCAAGACGAAGACCUGCACUGCUACAAACGAGAAAAUCUAAAGCAACACGAAGCAACCAAACGAGCAAACCAAAGAUUUAAGAAACAGAACCAGGCCGCAACAAGCGUAGCAACCAUCAACGUUAACAGCAAAGGCGAGACCUGAUCUGAGACAAGAAGUUUGUGCCUACUCAACAGCUUUGAAAAAGCACACGUCCCAACGCUGCACCAAGCCCUCCUCAUCCUCCCCGCACCUCUUCCUCCUCUGGGGUGCGGAGAGGGCUGCUGUCUGCUAGUCUUUUCAGUUUUGAGCUUUUUCUUUGUCAAUUGUUGACCGAAUCCCACCUUGUAAUCUCAGUUUUUCCCCAUUUUGCCCAGUCUUUCUCUUGUAUUUCUGUUCACUUUUUUUCCUCAAAAGCAGUGUUCAAACACUUGCAUUUGCCUUUUUAUUUGACUUUUUUGCCAUUUAUUUUUGCAACUUUUUAUAAUUAGAACGUGUGCCAGAGAGCUGAACCUUACAAGUGUGUGUGCAUGCGCGUGUGUGACCAGAGUCUGAAGCAUCGAUUGAUUGAUUGAUCUAUCCAAAUCAUUACAGCCUUCCAAGACAACAGAACAAGAAAUCCAGAGGUGUUUUGUUGGGUGUGUAACCAAACGGAGAGGGGAGAGGGAAGGGAGGAGCUCCAGCACCACGACUCGAUUAAAAUAAAAGUUUGACUUCGAAACUGUUUAUUCCGCUCAAUCCCAGGCGUAGUAGAUUUGGCCUCUGUUUAUGGGAGAAUUAUGGGUAGUCCCUGGAAAGGUUUUGUCGAAUUUACCUUGCCGGCGUCACCACCUGCAGCUUUUGUUAGCGCUGACCUGAACAACACCUCGCCCGUUGGCCUCAGCCUGUCACCAUACGGCCGAUCCAUGAGUUUUGACCCCAGUCUGCUGCAUAAUAAUGGCCAUAGUGGCUUUGCCAAUGGAACUAGUAUGGGAAUUCGUGAGACUGGAGUAGUUGAAAAACUGCUCACAUCUUAUGGCUUCAUUCAAUGCUCUGAGAGACAGGCCCGUCUCUUCUUCCACUGCUCUCAAUAUAACGGCAACCUGCAGGAGCUUAAAAUUGGAGAUGAUGUGGAGUUCGAGGUGUCGUCUGAUAGGCGCACUGGCAAACCAAUUGCAGUGAAGCUGGUAAAAAUCAAGGCAGAAAUGUUGCCAGAAGAGCGAAUUUCUGGGCAGGUGGGGCCUGACUUGCACGCCUCUCCUUUAACUGUGCUGCAUGGUUUUAUUCAUCCAGUAGUGUCAGCUAUCCCUUCUCAUCUGGAUGGGAAGUCUGCACCUGGCCAAUUGCCCACAGGCAGUGUGUGUUAUGAGAGGAACGGGGAAGUGUUUUAUUUGACCUACACCCUAGAAGAUGUGGAAGGAAACGUUUCUUUAGAUAUUGGUGAUAAAGUUAGUUUUUACAUGGAGACCAACAAGCAUACUGGUGCUGUUAGUGCCCACAACAUUGUUUUGGUGCAGAAAAAAGAGUCAAGAUGUCAGGGAGUGGUUUGUGCUACCAAGGAGGCCUUUGGAUUCAUUGAGCGAGGGGAUGUUGUGAAGGAAAUCUUUUUCCACUACAGUGAGUUUAAAGGAGACCUGGAGGCUUUACAAGCUGGAGACGAUGUGGAAUUCACCAUUAAAGAAAGAAACGGAAAGGAAGUGGCCACAGAUGUGAGACUGUUGCCUCAAGGCACUGUUAUAUUUGAGGACAUUAGCAUUGAGACCUUCGAGGGCACUGUCAGUAAGGUUAUUCCCAAGGUCCCCACAAAGAAUCAGAACGACCCUCUUCCUGGGAGAAUCAGUGCCAGAAUCAAUUUUACUGACAAAGAGCUGCUAUUUGGGGAGAAGGACACCAAGUCCAAAGUGACGCUGCUUGAGGGCGAUCAUGUCCAGUUCAAUAUAUCCACUGACCGUCGCGACAAACUGGAGAGAGCGACAAAUAUUGACAUCCUCCCUGACACCUUCCAUUUCACAAAGGAGACCCGUGAAAUGGGUGUGAUAGCUGCCAUGCGUGAUGGUUUUGGCUUCAUCAAAUGUGUGGACCGUGAUGCCCGGAUGUUCUUCCAUUUCAGCGAAGUUUUGGAAGAGAGCCAACUGCACAUUUCUGAUGAAGUGGAAUUCACUGUUGUCCCUCUUUUUAACAGGCCCUCUUGCCUCCAUCAGGACAUGCUGUCAGCCCAAAGGAACCAUGCUGUGCGGAUCAAAAAGCUGCCCAAGGGCACAGUGUCUUUCCACACUCAAUCUGAGCUGCGUUUUAUGGGAGUGGUGGAGAAAGAAGCCAUACCUGCCAUCACCAUCAAGAACUCCAGCCCCAGCAAGGGCAAAGAGAAGAAAAAAGACAAGGGUAAAGUUGAAAAGGAUGCUGAGGAAGGCUUGAUUGCAUAUGAAGAUGUUGGAGUAAAGACCACCCUUCCCUACCAUAUUAAAGACCUUGAAGGUGGUGUUUAUCCACAGCUUGGAGACAAGGUGGAGUUCUCCAUCAGUGAAGUAAAACGCACUGGACAGCAAAGUGCUGUGUCCUUCAAGAUUCUUAACCGCGCAGUUGGCUCCAAGAGGCUGCUGGGAUACAUAGCAACUCUAAAGGAUAACUUUGGCUUCAUAGAAACAGCCAAUCACGAUCAGGAGAUCUUCUUCCACUACAGUGAGGUUUGUGGGGAUGUGGAUAGCUUUGAUCUUGGAGAUACGGUGGAGUACACUCUCUCCAAGGGCAAAGGAAACAAAAUCAGUGCAGAGAAGGUCACCAAAAUUGCCGCUGUGAAUGGAGUUGGAGAGGAUGUGAGCACUACAGUGUCCCUGGGAAAGGUGGUUCGGCCGCUGCGCAGUGUGGACCCGUCUCAGACUGAAUAUCAAGGCCUUAUUGAGAUCACGGAGGAUGGGUCCAAUAAGGGACAGAGUUAUCCUUUCGGCAUUGUUGGUAUGGCCAAUAAAGGUGACUGUUUACAAAAGGGCGAGUUGGUGAAGUUUCAGUUGUGUACGGUGGCACAGACAGGACAAAAGAUGGCCUGCAACAUCAUGCCUCAGCGCAGAGCCCUGGUGGAGUGUGUUAAAGAUCAGUUUGGUUUCAUCACGUAUGAAGUUGGAGAAAGCAAGAAGUUGUUUUUCCACGUCAAGGAGGUGCAGGACAGUCUGGAGCUGCAGGCUGGUGAUGAAGUGGAGUUUUCGGUUAUCUUGAACCAGCGUACGGGCAAAUGUAGUGCCUGUAAUGUUCGCAGAGUCAGUGAGGGUCCAAAACCAGUAGCAACACCUCGGCCUGACAGACUUGUCAAUCGCUUGAAGAGCAUCACUCUGGAUGACUCCAACGCUCCUCGUCUCGUCAUCAUUAGACAGCCUCGUGGCCCUGAUAAUUCAAAGGGCUUUAGUGUAGAGAGAAAAUCCCGCCAGCCUGGUGUUAUUGACUGAGUACUGUUCACCCCUCUUGUCCUUACAAUAGAAGGAACACCUUGAAGAAAAGCAAUCAGAUGGUCAGAGGAAGGGAUUUAUGCGUGUUCGUCUCGCUUGCAUUUUCUCUCUCACCCAUUAACACAUCACAGAGUAACAAAGGCAUCAAGACUUGAAAAUUAGCACCCACAAGUCCCUUCCUUUGUCAAAGGAUCCCGUGCAAAAAAACAACAAAAAAUCAUCUCAUGGUCUUCAUUGUAUGUGUGUUGUUUGGUUGUAAUUUGAGCAAAAAGCCCUUGUGUUGUAUGAGCGUGUGUGUGUGUGUGUGUGUGGUAUGCAUCCCGUUUGGAGAAAACUGUAAGGUUGUUCUUGUCAUGCAGAGGAUAUGAGGGGAAGUAAGGGGUUUGAAGUUUUCUCAUCUUUUUGGAUGGAGAUGUGAAGACUCGACCCGUUUUUCUUUUCUGCUGAAAUCAAAAUGCCAGGAAUUCUGCACCUGCUGCAGUGUGAGUGAGGUCUUGUUUUAAAGUAGCUCUGACUGUCUGUAUUUUGACUUCCGUUAUAUAUAUACUUUAUUUUUCCUGUAUCACUUGAAUUCCUCUCCCAAUGUCGGGUUUCUCACCCUGGUGAUUUUGCUGGGCUUUUUCUGGUGAGAAAUAAAAUGACUUUUAAUGUGCGCUCGUUUUCCAUACCCAAUACAGUUAAAUAGCUUUUUAACAUGGAUCUAAAAACUAAAUAAAUUGUCUUGCUGCAUUCGUUAUUCUCUCAUGUAUGGUUUUUGAUUGCCUUUUAAUUAUUUUCUAAUUAAAUUGGCUUUUUUUGUAUUGCUGUCUUGAUUUUACAAGUUCCUUUUUUGGGCAAGUGCAGAAUUCCUAUUGGCAUCUUGUAGCCUGCGGUCUUUUUAUAUAGGCUUUUUUUUUUUCCUUUUUCUUUGAGUUUUACUUUAACUCAGUGUCUGCUAAUGAAUAAAGGAAGAAGGUGCCUAAAAACAAAAAAUAAAAUAAAAAUUGGUGUCGUCUCUAUCCCUAAAUUGCCACUAAAAUAUGAGCAAGUAGGGUGGCCUUUUUUUUUUUUUCUUUUCUCCAAGUAGAAAAUACUGGCGUGCAUCCCCCGAUCCCUAUGGGUUGAAAUGUACUCUAUGUAAUGUGUGCUUUUACUUGGGUGGAUUUUUUUGAAAACCUAAAUAAAAUGGGCAAAUGUGUGCAGCACUUGGGGGAUGUGUAAUCCAAAAAACUCAAACAUGCAGAGAAACUUGAUUAUGGAUAGAGGCUAUUUGCAGUGCUUCUUAUGACAAAUGGAGCUAUUACUGUCAUAAACAUUCUCUGGAGCACCCUGGGUUUGUGUUGAACCUCAAGGUUCUCCUAUAUACUUUUGUUAAUGGUCUUGAAUGAAACAAUUGAAAUAAACAUUUUAUGAAAAUCAAA